Molecule: messenger RNA, 2187 nt
Organism: Daldinia decipiens
Lineage: Eukaryota; Fungi; Ascomycota; Sordariomycetes; Xylariales; Hypoxylaceae
Product: Calreticulin-domain-containing protein
Exons: 4
Coding region: 198-1892 (564 amino acids)
Biological process (GO): protein folding
Cellular component (GO): endoplasmic reticulum; endoplasmic reticulum membrane
Molecular function (GO): calcium ion binding
Source: RefSeq, a predicted model, not a curated record
AAAAAGUUCACGAAGAAGCUUCUCCAAUUGCUUCUUCCUGAGUCCAUCUUUUCUUCCUUCGUUGAGCUCUGGGAGUUCUUUCUCAACGUCACUCUCAAUCUAUCUCCAUCUCUGUGCUAGACAGAAUAGACAGAAGAGAUCCAGAGAGACAAGCAAAGUAAAGCAACCUAGCAACCUAGCAUUGCUAGCUUUUCAUCAUGAAGUUAAACUCUGCUAUCGCCGCCGCCUUGCUGGCUACCGGUACUUAUGCCGACGAUGCCUCCAAGGUUGAAAAUACCGAGUCGUCAACCUCUGUUGGCGUCGAAGUACCAACCUUUACUCCUACCACCAUCAAAGCUCCCUUCCUAGAGCAGUUCACUGAUGACUGGGAGUCGCGGUGGAAGCCUUCCCACGCCAAGAAGGAGACCAAGGGUCAGGAAGAGGAAUGGGCCUACGUCGGCGAGUGGGCAGUCGAGGAGCCUUACAAGUUUAAGGGCGUCGAGGGUGAUAAGGGUCUUGUUGUCAAGAACGUCGCCGCUCACCACGCCAUCUCCGCCAAGUUCCCUAAGAAGAUUGACCCCAAGGGCAAGGAAUUGGUUGUCCAAUAUGAGGUCAAGCUCCAGAAGGGUCUUGAAUGCGGCGGUGCCUACCUGAAACUUCUCCGAGACACCAAGUCUCUCCACCAGGACGAGUUCAGCAACACCACGCCGUACGUCAUCAUGUUCGGUCCUGACAAGUGCGGUGCCACCAACAAGGUCCACUUCAUCUUCAACCACAAGAACCCUAAGACUGGCGAGUACGAGGAGAAGCACAUGUCUGCUGCCCCUCCCGCUACUAUCCAGAAGACUACCGAGCUCUACACUCUAGUCGUCCGCCCCAACAACACCUUCACUGUUAAGCGGGGUGGUGACAUUGUCCGAGACGGUAGUCUCUUUGACCAGUUCUCCCCUGCCGUCAACCCCGAGAAGGAGAUUAACGAUCCCAAUGACUCGAAGCCCGAAGACUGGGUUGAUGAGGCCCGUAUUCCCGACCCUGAUGCCAAGAAGCCUGAGGACUGGGACGAGGAUGCGCCAUUCGAGAUCGUCGACGAGGAGGCUACCAAGCCUGAAGACUGGCUUGAGGAUGAGCCCUUGACCGUUCCUGACCCCGAGGCCCAGAAGCCUGAGGACUGGGAUGACGAGGAGGAUGGUGACUGGAUCCCCCCCACUGUUCCUAACCCCAAGUGCGCCGACGCCGCUGGAUGUGGCCCCUGGACCCAGCCCUUGAAGAAGAACCCUAACUACAAGGGCAAGUGGACUGCGCCAUACAUCGACAACCCUGCCUACAAGGGCGUCUGGGCUCCUCGCAAGAUCAAGAACCCCGACUACUUCGAGGACAAGAACCCCGCCAACUUUGAACCUAUUGGCGCUGUUGGUUUCGAACUCUGGACCAUGCAAAACGAUAUCCUCUUUGACAACAUCUACAUUGGUCACUCUGAGGCCGAUGCCGACAAGUUCGCUCAGGAGACUUUCUUCAAGAAGGUUGCUGUUGAGAAGGCUCUCGAGGAGGCUGAGAAGCCCAAGGCUAGCGAUUCACCCAAGUCUCCCUCCGACCUGAAGUUCUUAGAUGACCCCGUCCUUUACAUCAAGGAGAAGCUCGACCUAUUCACCACUAUUGCUGCAAAUGACCCUAUCCAGGCUAUUAAGUUCGUGCCUGAGGUUCCUGGUGCCAUUGUUGCUAUUCUUGCUCUCGUUGGUACCCUUGUCAGCCUCCUCUUCCUUGGAGGUAGCGCACCGGAGCCUGUUAAGAAGGCUGCCGCAGACGCUAAGGAGAAGGCCAAGGAUGCUAAGGACAAGACGGCCGAAGCUGUUGCGACAGGUGCUGAGAACGUUAAGGCUGAGGUCAACAAGCGUACCACACGACAACAGUCGUAGGGGGCGAUUAUUAUGAAAAGAUGAAGGGGCAAUGUGGAGAGAAAAAAAAAACAGGCGACCCGUUGUAACGUAGCAAGGACAGUUAAGGGGAUAUGGUGCGAUAAUAAGGGCACGCCUUUGGGACUUCAACUUUACUUUGCAUGGCGCCGGUGUAUUUUACCUACCCUACCCAAUGAACUAAGUUAACUGAAAUUUUGUUUUGAUGUAAUCUAUCUAACUGCAUGUUGUAUCAUGUCAUACUAGGCGUUGUUGGAGGUUGUCACAAUGCAUUCAAUAAGAGUUGUAAAUUUUGCCA